UAUUGGAUGGUGUUCAUGAACUGAAAGUUCGCUGCAGUAAUUUGAUACUUAUUUCAUUGCAGAAGAUCUCUGGUUAUUUGAGCUUUUCUACUGAACGCCCAACAUCUAUUCAAACAUUCACAUUAUUUCGAUCUAACCACUCGGCAGUUCAACAGUUGGAGCGUGCAUUGAUGAAAUUGGCGAUUAAAUCGGCAAACGAAACAGAAACUUAACUGUUUCCAAACGUAUCUUUCACUUGUCCAAUAACAUUCACAAUCUCCAUCUUCAUCCUCUCUCCUCCAUCUUCAAUGGCUGGACGAAUGAAUAUCUUCUAUGCUCUGAUAAUUCUGGUUUGUUUGUGGGUCCAUGCAACUGCAGACAACCAGAGCUUUGUGCAGGUCAGAGAUGGGCAUUUCAGUAUAGAUGGAAAGGAAGUUUACUUUAGUGGAUUCAAUGCUUACUGGCUUCUGUAUCAAGCGGCUGACCCAUCCGCUAGACGCAACGUUUCAGAAGUUUUUUAUGAAGCUGCACAUAAUGAUCUUACUGUGGCUCGAACUUGGGCUUUUAAUGAUGGAGGAUACAGAGCUCUGCAAAUUUCCCCAGGAGUCUAUGACGAGAAGGUCUUUAAGGCUUUGGAUUUUGUGGUGAAUGAGGCGAAAUCAUACGGUAUUAGACUUGUUCUGAGUCUGGUUAAUAAUUACAAGGAUUUUGGAGGGAAGGCACAGUAUGUUGAAUGGGCUAAUAAAUCUGCAGGCCAAGAGGAUGAUUUCUUUACCAAUCCUACUGUCAAAGAGUAUUACAGAAACCACAUCAAGACGGUUCUGACGAGGGUUAACAGUAUUACUGGAAUAGCUUACAGAGAUGAUCCUACCAUUUUUGCAUGGGAGCUCAUCAACGAAGCCCGCUGCGAAACAGAUCCUUCUGGGAAGAUCCUUCUGGGAUGGAUCGAGGAGAUGGCUCAGUAUGUCAAAUCCAUUGAUACAAAGCAUCUUUUGGAGAUUGGGUUAGAAGGAUUCUAUGGUGAUUCAACUCCUCAAACGAAACAAACGGUUAAUCCUAAAGGUUUCGAGACAGGCACAGAUUUUAUACUCCACAACCAAGUACAAGGAAUUGAUUUUGCAACAGUUCAUUCAUAUCCAGACCUAUGGCUUAAAGGACAAGACGAGGAGGCACAGCUUACAUUCUUGCAUAGAUGGGUAGAUACUCACAUUAAGGACGCUGGUACAACACUGAAAAAACCUGUUUUAUUUGCAGAAUUUGGGAAAACCUCAAGAGACCCUGGAUAUAACGUCGCUCAUAGGGAUGGCUUGUUUCGUAUUAUAUACGAAGCCAUUGUAAAAUCUGAACCAGCCGGAGGGGCACUGUUUUGGCAGUUGUUUGCAAUAGGAAUGGCUGGGGAUCCUUUAGCAGAUGGCUACGAAGUACUUCUUUAUGGUUAUACUACAACCACAACUCUUAUUCAUAUGCAAUCUCGUAGAAUUCGGAAUCUCCCCUAUUGAAAAUUUAGCAAAGAACAAAACAAACUUAAUCCCUGCCGUCAAUUUGCAUGAGUUUUCUUUGUGAAGAUUGAAGUUCAAAUUGUGAAGGGACAUUUAGUGUGGAAUUUUAAGUUGUGAGUUGGUUUUUUCGUAAUUGAAUUCUAGUGUGGUGGUGGUUUCUAUUAAGUAGAUUUUUAAUUUGCGAUUCUUGGUCUUGUAUAGAUUGAUUUUAGUGUGGCUGUUUAAAAUAAACAAAUAUUAGUCUCAUGGUUGCACAAGCAAGAGCUUGUAAUGGUCUCAUGUUGAUGUCAUAUAAAUAAAAUAUUUGUAAAUGAUGAACAAUAUAAAAAAAGUGCUUUGACUUUU
Cryptomeria japonica (Japanese cedar) is the source of this 1823-nucleotide messenger RNA. RefSeq names its product mannan endo-1,4-beta-mannosidase 1. The record is from RefSeq and is a predicted model, not a curated record. Lineage: Eukaryota; Viridiplantae; Streptophyta; Pinopsida; Cupressales; Cupressaceae. The transcript is spliced from 5 exons. Gene Ontology annotation, molecular function: hydrolase activity, hydrolyzing O-glycosyl compounds. Bases 288 to 1478 code for a protein of 396 amino acids.